This is a messenger RNA of Choloepus didactylus (southern two-toed sloth), 3407 nucleotides long. RefSeq names its product transforming growth factor beta regulator 1 (gene FYRD1). NCBI's taxonomy places the organism in Eukaryota, Metazoa, Chordata, Mammalia, Pilosa, Megalonychidae. Bases 219 to 1454 code for a protein of 411 amino acids. Gene Ontology annotation, biological process: regulation of cell cycle. Gene Ontology annotation, cellular component: nucleus. The transcript is spliced from 9 exons. The record is from RefSeq and is a predicted model, not a curated record.
CUUCCGAGACAAACGCGGAAGUACUGGGAGGCGCCAGCCGCCAGGAUCUGUUGCGGGCUUUUGGUCCGUGCUGUUUGCUUCGGGGACGUCCUAGAGAGGUAGAUUCCUAAAGGCCCGAUUCCGCGGGCCCAGAAGAGACGGAACCCGUGCUCCCGACGCUCCUCGGCCUGAGAGCCGAUGCCGGCCGCCCCCUGGAGCCCCCUUUGCGGGGCCGGACCAUGAGCCUGCUGGGCGGCCUCGCUUCCUCGCCACGGGCCCAGCUGCCGUCCUCCAAGGCCAGGAUGAAAAAGCUCCCGAAGAAGAGUCAGAACGAGAAGUACAGGCUGAAGUACCUGCGGCUGCGGAAAGCGGCCAAAGCCACGGUGUUUGAAAAUGCUGCUAUCUGUGAUGAAAUUGCUCGCCUUGAAGAAAAAUUUCUUAAAGCAAAAGAAGAAAGAAGGUACUUACUAAAGAAGCUCCUCCAGCUUCAGGCUCUAACUGAAGGGGAAACACAGGCUGCAGCUCCUUCUCACAGCUCCAGUUUGCCCCUGACUUAUGGUGUGGCCAGCUCAGUGGGAACUAUACAGGGAGCUGGGCCCAUUUCUGGACCCAGCACUGGGGCUGAGGAACCGUUUGGGAAGAAAUCCAAGAAGGAGAAAAAAGAAAAAGGCAAAGAGAACAACAAAUUGGAAGUUCUGAAGAAAACAUCCAAGAAAAAGAAAAUGGAGGGAGGUGCUCGCAAGCUGGUUCAGCCCAUUGCCCUGGAUCCCUCAGGACGGCCUGUGUUCCCCAUCGGACUGGGGGGUCUAACAGUAUAUAGCCUGGGGGAGAUCAUCACCGACCGGCCUGGCUUCCAUGAUGAGAGUGCCAUCUACCCCGUGGGCUACUGCAGUACCCGGACGUAUGCCAGCAUGAAGUGCCCAGACCAGAAGUGUCUGUAUACCUGUCAGAUCAAGGAUGGUGGUGUGCAGCCUCAGUUUGAAAUUGUUCCUGAAGAUGACCCCCAGAAUGCCAUCGUCAGCUCUUCUGCAGAGGCUUGUCAUGCAGAACUCCUCAAGACCAUAAGUGCUACCAUGGGAAAACUAAUGCCCAACCUACUUCCAUCUGGAGCUGACUUUUUUGGGUUUUCUCAUCCAACCAUCCACAACCUGAUCCAGAGUUGUCCAGGAGCUCGAAAAUGUGUCAAUUACCAGUGGGUGAAGUUUGACGUCUGCAGACCUGGAGAUGGGCAGCUCCCUGAGGGACUUCCAGAGAAUGAUGCAACUAUGAGCUUUGAGGCCUUUCAGAGACAGACCUUUGAUGACGAUCAGAAUGAUCCCAUUCUGCCAGGAUCCUUGGACCUCCCAGAGCUUCAGCCUGCAGCCUUUGUGUCUUCUUACCAGCCCAUGUUCCUGACACACGAACCCUUGGUAGACACUCACCUGCAGCAUUUGAAGUCUCCAUCACAGUGCAGCCCAACUCAGUCUUCAGAAUGAACAAGAAGGGAUCAGAUACCACAUGGUUUUCAUCAUGAUAGAUUUUUUUUAACUUAAAUUGAAACUUAAAAUAUAUGGAAGAAGGCAGCAAUUCAGGAGUGAAGAAAUAUCAAAUUAACACAUUUUAUCAUGGAGGUUCCCGUGGUGACAGUUUUCCCUGGGAAAAACUUCAGCUGCUUUAUUUUUAGUAAUAAAUUUCUCUUGACAAUUCUGCUUAUUUUCAUCUUGUUGUACUCAGGAUAUAAACUUUUUAGCUUAGCUCUGCUUGAGGGAGAAUAAACUUAACCCUUCAUAAGCCAAAGUAGGAAAUGUCUCCUGACUCAUGAGGGAGAUGUAAGGGUUCUGACAACCUCCUACCCUUGACUCUGAUCCCAUUCAAUGAAUAGUGAGUCCCAGGCCCCCUCCAACCCAAGCUGCUGCUUUAUUUGCAUGUUGAUAUGAAAAUCAAAUCCUCUGCUUUAUACCCAAGCUGGAAAAUCCAGUCCAAGGUGUUUUUUUCAUCUUUUCCUUCAGAUGUUGCACAUCCUUCAAGGGGAUCAGUCAGUUUCUAGAGUCUCCUCUAACCCUUUCUACAUCCCCUCUGAGGCUCCUUAUUGGAGAAUGUGCUUUUGUGUUCAGUACACAGUGAAACCAUUAAUAACACAAACUCAGAUAUGUGAUUAGGGAUCACCAUGUUCCAUCCUCCAUAACAGAGCUCACCCAUUAUUUCAUUAACCGUGCAAUAACAAAAUCCACAUUCUAUGCAACUGAAUUUUUUGAACCCUACUUACAGCAUUAAGGUGGAGGUUUACUUUGUCACCCAGUCCCUACCCAUCCACCAGGUACCCAGGACCCCAGAAGUAGAAGAGUAGGGACGGAGUGGGGAGAUUGUGCUACAGUUUAUAACUGCCAACUGCAUUUUAUGGUAACAGAUCUGACCAGCAGAGGGAGAGAAUCAGGCUGAGCAGCUUUUAGAUCACAUCACACAAGUCACUAUAAACUAUGAGAAACUAAAGUAAUUGGUAUUAAUUUGAUGAUUCUUAGUUAUAAUCCUUUAAUAAGUUUGUAUAGCUUUUACAAUACAAAAUCUAAAAAAUUUUGGAUAAUAGAAAGUCAGGGAUGGGGAUGGGAUUACUCAAAGCUGUUAACAUAUUAAUGUUUGUCUUUUGUGUCUGUUCUCUGCAUUAGUUGCUUGAACAUGUUUGCACUUCAGCAAUGAUAUAUGCGCUUUCAUCCCUGUAACAAAUAUCUUUCCAUUCUGUUUAGAGCCUUAGUAAAACACUUAAAAGAGGGGAUGCUUUUAAGAAGACAUAAAAAUUUUUAAGUAUAUUUGCAUGCUAUUUAAUUUUGUAGAUUUCCUAGAACAAUGUUUUUUCAAACUACUCAACACUUUAAUAGGUCAUAAACUUAGGUUAGGAACUCAAGACCUACAUCUUUUAAGUAAAACAAUUAGAACAUAUUGGAGUGCAUCACAUGUAGCAUAGAUAUUGUUUCAUGAAACUUUGGUUUCAGCUAUAGUGGGUAUAUAUAUUUACAUAAAUAUCACAUAAGCAUAUAGAUGUGGGGAUACAUGGAAUAAUGUCAAGUUUUUUACUGUGGAUCGUGGUUUUUUAAAAAAUGCUUCCCUAAUAGAUACAAAAUAUCUUUUUCCUCCAUAUUGUUAAAGGUUUUAAAAUUUGACAACAUCCAAUGUUAAUAAAAAAGAGACUGUCUGUACCAUGGAAAUGUACAAUUGUUUAACCCUUUGGGACGAUAGUUACCAAAGGUGUCAAAUUUGAAAACACAUUUAUAAUUUAAUCUAUUAUUCCAUGCUAAGGGCCCUAAUAAAAUAGUUGGACACAGUGAAAUGGUGACAUGUAACACUCGUCACAGUACAGGUUUAACAGUGACAAGCUGGAAAUAAACCUAUAUGUCCAUUAAUAGGUAAUUGGUUGAAUAAAGUAUGGGCUUCCACAGACCGGAACACUGAACCUA